Messenger RNA from Trichoderma citrinoviride, 4530 nucleotides. RefSeq lists its product as hypothetical. Bases 1 to 4530 code for a protein of 1509 amino acids. Gene Ontology annotation, cellular component: membrane. Gene Ontology annotation, biological process: transmembrane transport. Gene Ontology annotation, molecular function: ABC-type transporter activity; ATP binding; ATP hydrolysis activity. Lineage: Eukaryota; Fungi; Ascomycota; Sordariomycetes; Hypocreales; Hypocreaceae. The record is from RefSeq and is a predicted model, not a curated record. The transcript has 2 exons.
AUGUCUGGGCAACCAGACCAGGGCGACUCGAGCCCCGAGUCUCGCGCCCAAUCUCCCCACGGAAGCGCCCAGACCUACGUCGAAGGCCAGAAGACUCCCCCCUUCAACGCCGAUACCAAGAAAGAAACGAAGAAUCAAGACAACGUCAACGACGACGACGACCAAGAUGAUUCCUCAGAGAACAACAGCGUUCAGGAGAUGGAGCGGCGGCUCAGCAUGGUGCAGCAGCUCGCCCGGCAAUACACGCACGCCUCGGGCAUCGACAUCCAGGGCCAGCCGACCUCGCUCUUUGGGAACAACGACCCCGAGUCGCCGCUGAAUCCCAUGAGCAGCAAGUUCAACGGCCGCACAUGGGCCAAGACGGUGGCCAAGUACGCGACCGAGCACGGAUCUGGCUUUCGGCGCAGCGGCAUCUCGUUUCGCAACAUGAACGUCUACGGAUACGGAACGGAGACGGAUUUCCAGAAGGACGUGGGCAACGUGUGGCUGUCGAUUCCGGAUCUCGCUCGGCAGGCGAUAAGCAAGACGGGCGGACGCAGACGGAUCGACAUCCUGAGGAACCUCGAUGGUGUCGUCAAGUCGGGCGAGAUGCUCGUCGUGCUGGGACCGCCUGGAGCAGGAUGCUCGACGUUUCUCAAGUCGAUUGCCGGCGAGACCAACGGCAUCUACAUCGAUGGCGAGACGCAGUUCAAUUACCAGGGUAUCAGCGCAAAGGAGAUGCACACCCAGCACAAGGGCGAAGCGAUUUAUACAGCCGAGGUCGAUGUGCACUUCCCAAUGCUGUCGGUUGGCGAUACGCUUGCCUUUGCGGCCAUGGCGAGAUGCCCCCGGACUCUGCCUGCCGGCGUCUCCCGCGAACAGUUUGCGGCUCACUACCGAGACGUCAUUAUGGCCAUGUACGGCAUCAGCCAUACCGUCAACACGCGCGUGGGAAACGAGUAUAUCCGCGGCGUGUCUGGCGGAGAGCGGAAGCGUGUGACAAUUGCCGAAGCCUCGCUCUCGAACGCUCCUCUUCAGUGCUGGGAUAACUCAACCCGUGGCUUGGAUUCCGCAAACGCCAUCGAGUUCUGCAAGACUCUUCGUCUCCAGUCCGACACCUUUGGCCAGACCAGCGCCGUGUCCAUCUACCAAGCACCCCAGAGCGCAUAUGAUGUCUUCGACAAGGUCCUCGUUCUGUAUGAAGGAAGGCAAAUCUUCUUUGGUCCUACCGACAAAGCCAAGGACUAUUUCGUCAAUCUCGGCUUCGAAUGCCCUGCGCGCCAAACCGUGCCCGACUUCUUAACGUCAAUGACGGCGCCGACGGAACGAAUUGUUCGUGCUGGGUGGGAGAGCCGCGCUCCUCGCACCCCUGACGAAUUCGCGACGUGCUGGAGGAAUAGCGACGCCUACAAGACGCUUCAAGCUGAGAUCGAUGCCUAUAACCAGGAGCAUCCCAUUGGCGGUGCCGACGCCGACGCUUUUCGUGAGCACAAGAAAGCCACACAGUCAAAGGGCCAGCGCGUCAAGUCUCCCUACACGCUCUCGUAUUCGCAGCAGGUCAAGCUCUGCCUGUGGCGAGGCUGGCGACGACUGAUGGGCGAUCCCAGCUUGACACUCUUUGCAUGGCUGUCCAACACGGCCUUGGCCCUCAUCAUAUCCUCGCUGUUCUACAACAUGCAGCCCACGACCGGCAGCUUCUACGGCCGAGCGGCGUGCCUCUAUGUCGCCAUCCUUAUGAAUGCCUUUUCGAGUGCUCUCGAAAUUUUGACGCAGUAUGCGCAGCGGCCGAUUGUCGAAAAGCAGUCGCGGUAUGGCUUCUAUCUUCCGUCUGCGGAAGCCUUUUCAUCGGUGCUCUGUGAUAUGCCGUACAAGGUUGGAAAUGCCAUCUGUUACAACUUGGUGUUGUAUUUCAUGGCAAAUUUGAAUAGGACACCGGGCGCAUUCUUCUACUUUCUCUUCGUGGUGUUCCUGAUGGUGUUGGCCAUGUCUGGAAUCUUCCGUUCCAUAGCCUCCCUCUCCCGGACCCUCUCGCAAGCCAUGGUUCCCGCCUCGCUGCUUAUCCUCGCCAUGGUCAUCUUCACCGGCUUCGUCAUCCCCGUCGACUACAUGCUCGGCUGGUGCCGCUGGAUCAACUACCUCGACCCGGUGGCCUACGGCUUUGAGGCCCUCAUGAUCAACGAGUUCAGCGGCCGCCGCUUCGAGUGCGAUGCCUUCGUCCCCAGCGCCCAAGUCCCGGGCUACGAGAACGUCACGUCCUCGCACCGCGCGUGUACCGCCGUCGGGUCUGUCCCCGGGCAGGACUUUGUGAGCGGCGACGCGUACAUCAACCUGCAGUACAAGUAUUUCCACGCGCACAAGUGGCGCAACGUCGGCAUCCUGAUUGCCUUUGUGCUGUUCAACCACUUCGUGUACUUUGUCGCCACGGACCUCAUCCAGGGAAAGAAGUCCAAGGGCGAAGUCCUCGUCUUCCGCCGCGGCCGGCUCCGGUCUUCGACGCCCAAGAAGAGCAACGACACGGAAUCGUCUCUAUCAGGCCCCGUCCCCGUUGUUGAAAAAGGGGCGGAUAUUCCCAAUGAGCGCAGCGACGCCAAGAUCCAGGCUUCGACCAGCGUCUUCCACUGGUCGAAUGUCUGCUACGACAUCAAAAUCAAGGGCGAACCGCGUCGUAUCCUCGACCAUGUUGACGGCUGGGUUAAACCGGGCACCCUCACGGCCCUCAUGGGUGUGUCUGGCGCGGGUAAGACGACGCUGCUCGACUGUCUGGCCGACCGAAUCUCCAUGGGCGUCAUCACGGGCGAGAUGCUGGUGGACGGCAAGAUCAGGGAUAACUCGUUCCAGCGCAAGACUGGAUACGUGCAGCAGCAGGACCUCCAUCUCGAGACGACGACGGUGCGCGAGGCGCUGGAGUUUAGCGCCCUGCUGCGACAGCCUGCGACCACGCCGAGGGCAGAGAAGCUAGCGUACGUCGACGAAGUGAUCAAGCUGCUGGACAUGCAGGAGUAUGCGGAUGCCGUCGUCGGCGUGCUAGGCGAGGGGCUCAACGUCGAACAGCGGAAGAGACUCACGAUAGGCGUCGAACUCGCCGCAAAGCCACCGCUGCUGCUGUUUGUCGAUGAACCGACCUCGGGUCUCGAUUCACAGACGUCCUGGGCCAUCCUUGACCUGCUGGAAAAGCUCUCGAAGGCAGGUCAGUCGAUCCUGUGUACAAUUCACCAACCGUCCGCAAUGCUGUUCCAACGUUUCGACCGGCUCCUGUUCCUCGCAAAGGGCGGUAGAACCGUGUAUUUCGGUGAUAUUGGCGACAACUCGUCCGUCAUGACGUCGUAUUUCGAGCGACACGGCGCUCCCAAGUGUUCCCCUGGCGAGAAUCCCGCUGAAUGGAUGCUCCAGGCCAUUGGUGCUGCCCCUGGAUCGACGACGGAGGUGGACUGGCACCAGGCCUGGCUCGAGAGCAAGGAAUAUCAGGACGUCCAGGCAGAACUCCAACGGCUCAAGGAGGAGGGCAACAGCAACGCCAACAGCAGCCACGAUGUCGACGACAAGGCUUCGUACGCCGAGUUCGCAGCGCCCUUUUGGUCCCAGUUCCUCAUCGUCACGCAGCGCGUCUUCCAGCAGAUCUGGCGCACGCCGUCGUACAUCUAUUCCAAGUUCUUCCUCUGCUUCUUCGUAUCGCUCUUCAUCGGCCUCGUCUUCCUUAACGCCCCGCUCAGCAUCCAGGGCUUGCAGAACCAGAUGUUUGCCAUCUUCAAUAUCCUGACUAUAUUUGGACAACUGGUGCAGCAACAGAUGCCGCACUUUGUGACCCAGCGCUCGCUCUACGAAGUUCGUGAACGACCGUCCAAGACGUACAGCUGGAAGAUCUUCAUGCUGUCCCAGAUCGUCGCCGAAAUUCCGUGGAACACGCUCAUGUCCGUCGUCAUGUUCGUCUGCGUCUACUACCCCGUUGGCUUCAACAAGAACGCCGUCCCGGCGGACCAGGUCACCGAGCGAGGAGGCCUCAUGUGGCUGCUGUUCUGGCAGUUCCUCAUCUUUACCUGCACCUUUGCCCAUGCCUGCAUCGCCAUCACGGACACUGCCGAGGCUGGCGGCAAUCUGGCCAACAUCCUCUUCAUGAUGUGUCUCCUCUUCUGCGGUGUCCUGGCCUCUCCUGACAGCAUGCCCGGCUUCUGGAUUUUCAUGUACCGCCUCUCGCCGUUCACGUACUGGGUCUCUGCCGUUCUGUCGACUGGCCUGGCGAACACACACGUUACCUGUUCCUCCAACGAACUCGUCCACCUCGAUCCUCCGAGCGGCCAAACCUGCGGCGACUUCUUGUCCAACUUCAUCUCUGCUGCUGGAGGAUAUCUUCAGGACAGCAACGCCACGUCUGACUGCAGCUACUGCCCGAUCGCUGACACAAACGUCUUCCUCACGAGCGUCAGCUCGAGCUACUCUCACCGGUGGCGCGACUUUGGCAUUGGAAUGGCGUAUAUCGCUUUCAAUAUCGCGGCUGCGGUGUUCUUGUACUGGUUGGUCAGGAUGCCCAAGAAAUGGGGCAAGAAGAGAGAAUGA